ACAUGUACAAGGCCGAUAUAGUAUUGAGUACAUUUAUCAGAGAUAACCCUACGGCCACUUCAUUCGGUUGUCCCACGCCCGCUCUCGGACGACCUCUCCAUACCGCUCCCCUAAUCAAGCCAGGGAUGCCCAACGAGCUCCACACUGCAGUUCGGGACAGGAAAUUUUGAAAACAAAAUUUACUGAACCGAUAAAUAGAACAGUAUGUCAUCUUCAAACAAUUUGGUUACAAACUCUGAUUCUCCUGAGGGAGUGGUGAAUGGUGGUUUCACUCAGCAAGACGUGAAGCCAGUUCCUGGCGACACUUCUGCUAACGGCCAAAUGAAUUCUGGGGAUAACCUUUCUGGUGACAAAAAGCAACCCGAGGAACCGCCAGCAAAGACAACUUUCUAUGUGAUACUGUUGACCUUUCUGUGCGCACUUGGUAGUUUUUUGUUUGGUUACGACACCGGAGUAGUUUCAGGGGCUAUGUUGUACAUUAAAGAUGAAUUCCAUCUUAGUCCUUUACUACAUGAACUCGUGAUUAGUGUGACUGUUGGAGCUGCUGCUGUCUUCGCAGUUGUCGGAGGAUUCAUCAACGAUAAGCUCGGGCGCAAACCUACCACACUGAUCGCCAGCGUUGUGUUCCUGGCUGGUGCUUUGGUACUGGCACUCGCACAGAAUGUGGCAAUGCUGCUUGCAGGCCGUGUCAUCGUUGGAAUUGGCAUAGGUUUGGACUCGAUGACGGUGCCGAUGUAUGUAGCGGAAUGCGCCCCGGCUCACGUCAGAGGCCGGCUCGUCACCAUCCAUCAGUUCAUGAUUACCGUCGGUCUCCUCGUAUCCACUCUUGUCGAUGGAGCCUUCAGCUAUGUUGACAACGGAUGGAGGUACAUGUUGGGUCUCGCUGGAGUUCCUGCUCUUAUCCAGCUUAUCGGAUUUAUCUUCAUGCCAGAGAGUCCCCGAUGGCUUGUGUACCACGACAAAGAUGAAGAAGGAUUGAAGGCGUUGGAGAAAAUUCGAGGCACGACACAAGUGCUGAACGAAUACCAGCUCAUCAAAGAUACUGUGAACGAGGACAGAAAGCUCCAGAAUGAGAAUCAAGGAUUUGUUUUAUUACGGAUGCUGAAAACAAAGACGACGAGAAGGGCUUUAGUCGUAGGAUGCUCACUCCAGAUGUUUCAGCAAUUGGCCGGCAUCAACACAGUCAUGUAUUACACGGCCUCCAUCGUCCGAAUGGCGGGUUUUCGAGACAACAGCAUUGCCAUCUGGUUAUCUGCUCUGGUGUCUUCUGUCAAUGUCCUUUUUACGUUCGUCGGACUCUACUUCGUGGAAAAACUGGGCAGAAAAUUACUCUUGAUAUUAAGCUACAUCGGUGUGUUGGUGGCUUUAAUCGUCUUGGCAGUUGGCUUUCAGCUCCCGUCCAUCAGUUCUCCAGAUUUAAAUAUGAAGGAAGGGUUCAGCAACACGUCCUGUUACUCAUACAGUAACUGCUACCCUUGUAGCCAAGACGCGAAAUGUGGGUACUGUUAUGAGUUUGACGGGAAUGUGGCGUCUAAUGGCUCCUGUGUGGCCGUGUUGGAUGAUGAACAUACGGCACAGGCCACAAUCGGCAGAUGUAAUUCCACCUCUCUUCCUGAUGGAAUGCGAUUUGACUUCGACUUCUGCCCCACAGAUUACUCUUGGCUUCCCAUCUUUGGAAUGGUCCUCUAUCUUGCAUCAUUUGCCCCAGGAUUUGCUCCCAUGCCUUGGACUCUCAAUUCGGAAAUGUAUCCUUUGUGGGCACGUAGCUCUGGGAAUGCAUGCGCAACAGCUGUGAAUUGGCUCUUUAACCUUUUGGUUUCGCAAACAUUCUUGACACUUUUGGAAUCCAUGACUUCUUACGGUACGUACUGGUUAUAUGCAGGCAUAUCCGUUAUUGGGAUCUCAGUAUUUACGAUGAUAGUACCAGAAACAAAGGGGAAAUCUCUGGAGGAAAUCGAACAGCUUUUUUCCAAAGGUUGGUGCCAUUGUCCGUGUAUGAGUGAUGCUAACGCCAUUGGUAGUGGCAGACAGAAGACAUACGAAUUGGAGAUCAUUUCCAACCAAAACUGAAAGCAUAGUUGCAUCUUUGUGGAUAUCUGAUAUGGACAGGCACUUGUACGUGUUGUCUGAACCUACUUGGGCACAAGGGCGUUGGAAAGCAAAUUUCCGCAGGUGAAUCAUUAGACGGCUCGCCAGUCUGAUACUGAAGGUGACACUUUACUUGGCUCAUUCGCGGAUAAUAGAGAUGCAGCGUAAGACAUUGAAGUCACAGCCCAGAGAAACGACGGCAUUGUUUUGUCUUUAUUCGGUUAAUUAUAAACCCUUUCUGGCCGACACCAGCUGAAUAAGAAGAAGUCCACGUGGUGAGGUGGAUUACAUGUGCACAUGAUUCUUCAUAUUAGUCUAGAUGUAUUUUUAUGAUACAAAUUGAACAAAGAUGAAGUAUUUGCCUCGUGCUAAUUGUAACUAACUUUUCUACAUGGGUUGUCCAUUGUUGAUAAAUUUUGGGGUAAACUGAGCAUUGAUACAGGAUACAUACAAUGUCCCACGUCUAACAUUCGUACCUUUAUUGAAUUACAUUAAUUAGUUCUCCUAAGUGUACAUUUUCGCAGGUAGUAUAAUGUUAUUUUUAGAAACUGUAGGCGCUUCCAGAUAUACUAUGGAUAAUGGAGUGCAAUCUGAUCUAGCCAUACAACAUAGCGUUAUGGAAAUAUUUAAUUUUAUUUGCCUUUCGCUAGGAAAGCCUUUUCCAAACCAUUAAUGGACGCAUGUGUCCCUUGUAGUAUAUACGUAUUGAGAUUAGGGACUCAUUUGAACUUCAAACUUUUUCGCCUGAUAGAACAUUUACACCUGAUACAACAUGUGUUGCAUUACAUGUAUUAAGGUUAGUUGCUUAGUCAUGUAUUACUGAAGAAUACCUAAAUAAUUCAAUUAUAUUGAGUCAUUAUCAUUCUUGUUACUGUGGUGACAAGAAAAUUUAAUAUUAAAGCCUUCUGAAAGAAUAUAUCUUAGUAGCUAGCUUGAUU
Messenger RNA from Liolophura sinensis, 3026 nucleotides. RefSeq names its product proton myo-inositol cotransporter-like. Gene Ontology annotation, cellular component: apical plasma membrane. Gene Ontology annotation, biological process: transmembrane transport; myo-inositol transport. The record is from RefSeq and is a predicted model, not a curated record. The transcript is spliced from 9 exons. Gene Ontology annotation, molecular function: myo-inositol:proton symporter activity. Bases 205 to 2070 code for a protein of 621 amino acids. Lineage: Eukaryota; Metazoa; Mollusca; Polyplacophora; Chitonida; Chitonidae.